Molecule: messenger RNA, 273 nt
Organism: Haemonchus placei
Lineage: Eukaryota; Metazoa; Nematoda; Chromadorea; Rhabditida; Trichostrongylidae
Source: the annotation of a GenBank genome assembly
AUGUCCAGUAGCACCGUAGGUCUCAAGCACCUUGGACCCCCAGUACUUGUUAAAAAGCUGAUGGACAAGCCGAAUCAGAGUUUUCCCGCACCACCGUUUGGCGGACCACCGGUUGGCGCACCACGGUUUGGCGCACCAACGUUUCCCCCACCACCACCAGGAUAUCCUUUUCGUCCACCCAGCCACAUGGAACUCAAGCCUGAGUAUGCUCGAAAACGUUUUCGUGGACUUUCCGAACGUAUGGGCUCGUUUGCUGGGAGCGGAGAGGAAUAG